AUGGUGUACGCUGUCCCUCUCAUCGUCUUUAUGGAUGACGUGUCGGGGAAUGUCUCCAAGCAAUGGAAUAAGCACCACGCAAUAUACAUGUCGAACGCGAAUUUGCCUCGCGAAAUGCUGGAGAAAGAAUUUUGCGUUCGUUUCGUCACAUCUUCUCCUCACGCAGCUCCGAUGGAGAUGAUGAGCGCCAUGCAAGACUCAAUUGGGAAGGUUAAGGAAUCCGGGAUCUUUACUUGGGACUGUAAAGACAAUGAAGAAGUCAUGCUGGUCCCAUACGGUCUCUUUCUCGGUGGCGACAAUCCCAUGCACGCUGAAGAGUGCAGUCACGCAGGGUUACAUUGUAACUACUUUUGUAGGACAUGCGAAGUUGGCGGAACGAAGGAGUACAAGGAGUCGAACGAGGGCUACAACAGCAUUUUUGUACCAGGACAGCUUCGCACACCUGCAGGAACAGCAGCCGAGAUUCGCGCGCAAUUUGUCACUGCGCUCAAUUCAGGCGCUUCGGAAAAAAUCAAGAAAUCCGUCUCUUUAACAGGGAGUGCGCUCGAUGAUGCCAUCAAUCCUUUGCUGGGCGUGGAGGGAUUCAAUGUUCAUCAAGACACGCCAACGGAGAUACUCCACACGGUGCUAUUGGGGGUGGUCAAGUAUUUUUGGGGUCAGUCGGUGUAUCUUCUCGAGAAGGCGAAGCUUUUGGACCUUUUUCAAAUGCGACUCGACUCGAUCGCGAAGGAUGGACUCAAUUCUCCGUGUCUGAACGCCGAAUACAUCUGCCAUUAUAAGGGCAGCCUCAUCGGGAAACAUUUCAAGAGUCUAGCUCAAGUUAUGCCGUUUCUCAUUCAAGAUCUGUUGCCGAGAACAGUACUUGAUGCGUGGACGAUUAUUGGUGAGCUCGUUGUGCACAUAUGGCACACAGAAAUAGACGACACAGAGACAUACUUGGUACGAGGAUGA
Molecule: messenger RNA, 951 nt
Organism: Suillus clintonianus
Lineage: Eukaryota; Fungi; Basidiomycota; Agaricomycetes; Boletales; Suillaceae
Exons: 5
Coding region: 1-951 (316 amino acids)
Source: RefSeq, a predicted model, not a curated record